Messenger RNA from Nezara viridula (southern green stink bug), 2277 nucleotides. Lineage: Eukaryota; Metazoa; Arthropoda; Insecta; Hemiptera; Pentatomidae. The record is from the annotation of a GenBank genome assembly.
AUCUGGUAGACUGGAGACAUCAUAUUUGUCAAUUAUCUGAGAAUUAACUAUACAUGAAAAAUGAGAUGUGUCGUGCAUCGCACAACUUUCUCAUUAAUCAGCUUAUUUAAAUUAGUGCGAUCGCCUCGGCUUCAAUGAAAUAGUAAAGUGCCAUAACUGUCCAAGCCCAUGGGCACCAUUGUCAUCAUUUACCGCGGUGUGUCAAGUGUGGUUAGCAACAACACAGUCGAUCUUCACAUAAAGAAUACGUUUGAAGAGGACGAAAGUUUAUUUGCAAGAGUGUCUGUCACCAGCAAACGGAUUAAUUAAAAUUAUAUUUUUUUCAUAAGAUCACAUGACCCGUGAGAUCUAUUUAAAUAUUAGUCUUUAUAGGACAUGUGGUGAAACAUAAUAAGUAGUUAUCUUUAAGAAUACAAUUAAUGUCUUUGGUUGUUUCCCGUUUCCAAAAUAAAUAAAUAAGCAUGAAAAAUAAAAAAGUGAGAGUGAAUAGAAAUAUGAAGUUAAGGAGGAAAAGCAGUAGCAGAGCUUUAAGAAAUUUUGCCAUUGCUCCAUAAUAUCAUCACAAAGGGGCAGCAAAUAUACAAUUACUCAUGGCAGUCAAAGCUGAAGAUACGGAUAUCAGCACCAAAAUCUUGAAUUGUAAAUUAACUGAUGAAGAAAAAGCAACAUUAGCUGAGCGAGGGUAUAAAAUGCAAACUGUCAUGAAUGAAGGUUCUUGUUCAUUAGUGUACUUGGCAAAUUAUGAAGGAACAAUGACCGAUGAAAAUGCUGUUCAAAAGAACGUAUCAUUGAAGCUGGCAUGCAAAGUAAUGGAAACAGAGCAAGCGCCCAAAGAUUUCGUUCAAAAAUUUUUAUUGAGAGAACUGGACAUAAUUGCUCAAAUCAGUCAUCCUCAUAUAAUUCAUACACAUAGCAUAUUGCACCUCAACACGAAAAUUCUCGUUUUCAUGAGAAAUGCAGAAUAUGGAAAUCUUUGUGAUUAUAUAACGAAUUAUGGAGGAUUAAGAGAAAAGCAAGCCAGGCUUUGGUUCAGACAGCUAGCAGUGGGUGUGGAUUACCUACACAGCAUUAACAUUGCUCACAGGGAUAUUAAAUGUGAGAACAUCCUCAUAACAUCCAGCCUUAAUGUAAAAAUAUGUGAUUUUGGUUUUGCCAGAUUUUGCGCGGAUAGCAAAGGAAAAGCUGUCUUUAGUACAACAUUUUGUGGAUCAGUAGCUUACGCUGCCCCUGAACUAAUUAAAGGGACACCAUAUGUUCCAACGUAUUCAGAUGUAUGGUCAUUAGGAGUUGUUCUCUAUAUUAUGCUGAAUGGUAUCAUGCCCUUUAGAACUGAUAAUAUUGGGAACUUGUGGAAUUCACAAAUGAACAAAGAGUAUAGAUUUAGAACAUCUGUGAUUCCCAGAACAUCCAAGGAAGUGAUUGACUUGGUAUCAACCAUGUUAGAACCAAACUGGUUUGAAAGAACUACACUCUCUGAGGUACUCCAUUCAGAAUGGUUUGCUCUAGAACCAAGUUUGCUUGAAUUCACAGCAACAGAACAAUUAGCAAUGGAAAGAGCUAAACAAUUUCAUGCCGAAAAUCGUGAGAAGAUCAUAAAGAAAAUUAUGCGGACUAAUAGAGCAAAAAAAAUUAUAGAAGUGAUAUCAAAAGAAACAGAUGAACAACGAAGUGAUGACAUAGAUGAUGUGAUGCUAAAACAAAAUUUUGUAAAGGGUGUAACCAAAGUAGUUAACCCUUCUGCAUCAAACCAUGUUGCUCUUAAGGUUACAGGAGAAAGGAGAGCGUCACAGGAAGGGCGAAGAUCAUCACUUGAAGGACGAAGACCUUCUAUUGAAGGAAGAAGAGCAUCAAUAGAUGCGUCAAUAGAUACCAAUAUAGUAGAAAGAUUAGAAACUAAAGACACCAGUACUACAGAAAAACUAGAUUUAUCAAAAGAAACGGGAAAGCAAUAAAAUUCUACAUGUAUACAUUGUUGUAUUCCCAUUGCUAAUAUAAGUAAAAUUACAAUAAUUUAGAAGUUUUAAACAUCACAUAUCAAUAUAAGUAUAAAUUAAAAAAAAUAACCUAAAUUUUGGAGUACACAAAACUUUUUUAAAAAUUUAUUUAUUGAGUAAUACAUAAUUCUGUUACAUGGACAAUAAUUAUAGUGAGGUAAGACUCCAUUCCCACUAUAUGUAUUUAAAAUAAACAGAAGCAAUAUAACAACUGAAUAAUAAUCAAAAAGUAUAUAAAAUAAAUAAAAAUUAAAUAACUUCAAUAUAUGUAAAUUAAAAAAAC